UAAUAAUGGAAGAGAAAUAGAUUUUGAAAUAUUAAUAUAUGAUAUUAGUAGAUAACUAUUAUUGAGCUGGAAUGUGGAAAAACUGAUAUUUGAAUUUCAAAAAUUGUUUUAUUUUUUAGUAGAUGGAAUUAUAUUAAAUUUUGUAUUAUAAUUCAAUUUUAAGAAUGAAAAAGAGUGAAUUAAAUUUUGAAAUAUAAUGUAAGAGAUUUCGAUAGAAAUGCGUGAAAGUAGAUAUUGAGAUUAGGAUGAGAAAGAACGAAAAUCAUAUAAAAACGAAAUAGAGAUACCUAGAAAACGACAGAAUGAGAAAGCGAGUGAUAGAUAAAAAAGUGAGAAAAUACAUCACGAAAAAUAAUAAAUAUUAUAAAAAUAGAGCGAAGAAAAUAUUAGUUUGAAUAUCAUUCAGUCAUUGACAGUAUAUGUUUAGAUUAGAGGUUAGAGGUAGCGUAAUCACACAUAUGAUCUAUGUCCUAGCCUACGUGACAGCACAGUCCACGAGUGAUAGUAACCGAAUAAUCUACAAUUUUUAAUUGUGGCAAAAUAAUUAUUGUAAAUAAUUGAUUGAAGAAGCAAAAUGGCUGAAGAUAAACCAGUAGAAUCUCCUCCGACAAGUAACGAGAUAUCUAAAAAAGCCCUGAAAAAGCAGCAAAAAGAAAUGCAGAAAGCAGCAAAAAAAGCAGAAAGAAAAGAUCAAACUCAGUCUCAGCAAGAAUCUACAGAAGAAGCCAAAGAUGUGUCUGUAGGAAAAUAUGGUCAGAUGAACAUGAUCCAAAGUAAGGAAAAAUUCGAAGAUAGAAAAUUUACAGCAAUCAAGGAUUUGAAUAAAAAUCUGGAGAAUGAAAUGGUUUGGUUGAGAGGUCGUUUACAUACAAGUCGUGCCAAAGGCAAGCAAUGCUUCAUUGUAUUGAGACAGCAAUCCUAUACAGUGCAGGGAUUAGCUGCUGUGAAUGAAAAAAUCAGCAAACAAAUGAUUAAAUUUAUUUCCAAUAUCACAAAAGAGUCUAUAAUUGAUAUUAAGGCCAUAGUAAAGUCUGUACAAUCAAAAAUUGAGUCAUGUUCACAAGCAGAUGUAGAAGUUCAUAUAGAAGAAGUGUUUGUGAUAAGUGCUGCCAAGCCACAGCUUCCUUUACAGAUAGAAGACGCCGCAAGACCUAUUGGCGAAGCAGACGAGACGGCGUUAAAUAUUCGAGUGAAUCAAGAUACCAGACUGGAUAACAGAGUGUUAGAUCUGCGUACUCCAGCUAAUCAGGCGAUUUUCAGGGUAGAAGCUGGAGUUUGUAAACUCUUUAGGGACAUUCUGACGAAAAAAGGCUUUGUCGAGAUACAUACUCCUAAAAUCAUUUCUGCAGCCAGUGAGGGUGGAGCAAAUGUGUUUACAGUGUCUUAUUUUAAAAAUAAUGCUUAUCUAGCUCAAUCGCCGCAAUUAUACAAGCAAAUGGCUAUUGCUGCUGAUUUUGAUAAAGUUUUUACUGUUGGAGCAGUUUUCAGAGCGGAAGAUUCCAAUACGCACAGACAUUUGACAGAAUUUGUAGGCCUUGAUCUGGAAAUGGCCUUUAAAUAUCACUACCACGAAGUGGUAGACACUAUAGGACAAAUGUUCACUGAGCUCUUUAAAGGUUUACGUGAGAUCUACGCAGAUGAUAUAGCAGCAGUCAAUCAACAGUAUCCUGUGGAACCUUUUAAAUUUCUUGAACCAGCUUUGAAAUUAGAGUUUUCGGAAGCGAUCGAAUUGUUAGCGGAAGCAGGCGUUACUCUUGGGGAAGAGGAUGAUCUGUCAACACCAGACGAAAAACUCUUAGGAAAACUCGUUAAACUUAAAUAUGAUACGGAUUUUUAUAUUUUGGACAAAUAUCCUCUUGCUGUGAGGCCGUUUUAUACGAUGCCAGAUCCAAACAAUCCUAAAGCGUCUAACUCGUAUGACAUGUUUAUGCGAGGCGAAGAGAUUAUAUCUGGUGCACAACGUAUCCAUGAUCCAGAUUUUCUAACUGAACGAGCUAAACAUCAUGAAAUCGAUAUCGAAAAAAUCAAGUCAUACAUCGACGCCUUCAGAUACGGAUGUCCGCCGCAUGCUGGCGGCGGUAUUGGCAUGGAACGCGUUGUGAUGUUGUAUCUUGGCUUGGAUAACAUACGUAAAGUAUCUAUGUUCCCGCGUGACCCUAAACGACUUACUCCUUGAAAUUAAAAUAUCAAUAUUUCGACUGACAUUGUUAUGUAUUCGAAAAUAGAAUCUUAUAUCUUGAAUACAUGUAUUUUAUAAAUGAUAAA
Molecule: messenger RNA, 2265 nt
Organism: Cataglyphis hispanica
Lineage: Eukaryota; Metazoa; Arthropoda; Insecta; Hymenoptera; Formicidae
Gene: AspRS
Product: aspartate--tRNA ligase, cytoplasmic
Exons: 12
Coding region: 575-2176 (533 amino acids)
Biological process (GO): aspartyl-tRNA aminoacylation
Cellular component (GO): cytoplasm; cytosol; aminoacyl-tRNA synthetase multienzyme complex
Molecular function (GO): RNA binding; aspartate-tRNA ligase activity; ATP binding
Source: RefSeq, a predicted model, not a curated record